Molecule: messenger RNA, 1796 nt
Organism: Papaver somniferum (opium poppy)
Lineage: Eukaryota; Viridiplantae; Streptophyta; Magnoliopsida; Ranunculales; Papaveraceae
Product: mitochondrial inner membrane protein OXA1-like
Exons: 10
Coding region: 128-1417 (429 amino acids)
Biological process (GO): protein insertion into mitochondrial inner membrane from matrix; mitochondrial respiratory chain complex IV assembly
Cellular component (GO): mitochondrial inner membrane
Molecular function (GO): membrane insertase activity
Source: RefSeq, a predicted model, not a curated record
GGAGAGCUUUGUAGCAGAAGAACUGGAAGUGGUUCUUUCGAUUUGUUUCUGAGACUGCUCGGAGAAAAACAACACGAUAUUAUCUUUGAGAAGGUGCACAUCAUAUUAUUCGGCACAUUUUUGAAAAAUGGCUUGCAGGAGGAGUAUCUCCACAAGGGUCAUCUUGUUCUCGAAGCGGCUGCACCCGUCUUUUGGAUACAUUACUCAUAAGGAUGAUGAUAACAAGUGCCAACCACCUGCAAUAGAUCCAUCUCGACCCACAGUUAGUAAUCCCGUGCAACGUAAAAACACCUGUAUGACCAAUAUAUUUGCUGGGUCAGGGGCUUUCAGAAGGGGAGGAUCUUCUUCUUUCUCGUUUGUUCCUGGAAUUGGUUCCUCAUUCUGUAGUUAUUCUACUGGUGCAAUUGGAGGAGGCUCAGAUAAAAUAGAGUACAUUGGUGAUGUUACUGAAAUUCUAACAGAAACGAGUGCGGAACUUGCAGCAUCUCAGGUCCCUGUUGUAAGUGAAGUUAGUAUCGCAGCUGCCGAUUCGUUCUUCUCUAUAGCAGCAUUACAACAUCUGAUUGAUUUUAAUCAUUCUAUGACUGGCUUUGAUUGGUGGGCAUCUAUAGCAUUUACAACACUUAUGAUUCGAUUGGUCACACUUCCAUUAUCAAUUCAUCAGCUGAAAGCCUCUGCGAAACUUUCUUUGAUGAAACCAGAGUUGGAAGCAUUGAAAGAUGAGAUGCAGAAUAUGGCAAUGGAUCCUAAACUUCAUGCUGAAGGUCAGAGACGAAUGAAGGCUCUGUUCAAAAAGCAUGGCGUUAGUCCAUUUACUCCGAUGAAGGGUCUUUUAAUCCAAGGUCCCAUCAUGAUCAGUUUUUUCCUGGCUAUUAAUAACAUGGUAGAGAAAGUUCCAUCUUUUAAAGAGGGUGGAGUACUUUGGUUUACUGACCUCACAACUCCAGAUUCGUUAUACAUCUUUCCGGUGUUGACAGCACUGUCCUUCUUGCUUACAGUUGAGUGCAAUAUGCAAGAGGGUAUGGAAGGCAAUCCUAAUGCUGGCAUGAUGAAGAACUUCUCUAGGCUUAUUGCUGUUGUUACAGUUCCCUUUACGAUGAGUUUUCCCAAGGCAAUAUUUUGUUACUGGGUUACCUCCAACACCUUUUCACUUAUCUAUGGACUAUUUAUUAAGCGUCCUCAGGUGAGAAAUGUUCUCGGACUUCCUGAUCUGCCCCCACCAUCCACUACCUCUACCCCGCAGCAAUCGAUUUCUGAACUCUACAAAAGUUUCAUAGCUAAACAGGCACCUCCUGCAUUAAUCGCGGAGCCAGAAAAAAUUUCUGACUGCAAACCAGCAUCGUCUUCAGUAAUGAGCCAGCGGAUUAGAAGUUUAGAAAAAAAAGUUAAGGGAAAAAAGAAAAAUAAGAAGAGGUGAGCUGCCCAACCUUUUAUUUCCUUGGAAGUGUAACUGUCAUAAUUUAUUGGAUAGACAUGUUGCUGCAUUAAGCUGGUAUAGUGAACCAAAUAAAGGAAAAAAUCCAACAGUUGAAUUAAUUUUGUGAUCAGUAGAGAAUACAAAAAUUGUAGUAUAGGGUUCAAUCAAUGCCCGAGAAUGCAGUUGUUGCUUAUAUCUUAUUUUUGAGAGCGGGAGAAAUUAUCAGUUGUAUUUAUUUAUUUUUUUCGAUGGGAAAAAGAAAGAGAUCAUGAUUGUAGUUGUUCCCCUUUAUAUUUUUAUAAUUUUUUUUAUUUUAAUUUGUUCUAGUGGGGUUUCAAACUCUAUGAAUUAACAUCCUGUUGGCUUGUUUUACUGAAAA